GCUUAGUCAAAACUUAGCGCUGUGAAAGGCCAAAGUUUCAAUGGGAGGUGCAUGGUCCACCGGAUCUAUCCAGGCCUUUAGUGCCCCAGCUUUUUCAGAACGAAGAUCGAGCUCUGCGUUGCUCGACAAGGGUUUUGCUGCUCUUGAACGUGACUUUGAAGCUUCCAACAGAAGACUCGAUGUCGCCGAAAGAACGGAGGAUUUCCCAACGCUGCCAGUGGGGCGCAGUUCUCCCGACGAGGCAGACUUUGACCAAUUGGAAAGUCCCGCGCUGAGUCCGCAGCAUGACUCGGCUGCCAACAAAGUGGAGUUGAAAUUGAUUUGGAUGGACGGCUCUGUGAUCCAGCUCAAGGUGUCACUGACCGCAACUUGCAAUGAUGUCAUAUCCUCGCUGCACCGACGUGGAGUGAUUUCAACUGGAUGCCCUCGUUUGCUCCUUGGCACCUCCUUGCUGGAAGGAGGCACUUGUUUGAGUGAGACCGGAGUGUCCGAUGGUAGUGAGCUACAGCUUGUCUUGUCCCAGCCUUGCCUCAACCUCGAUGUCAGUGACAACAACCUGGGGGAUACCGGGCUUGAAGCUCUAGUUGAAGGUCUGCCAGGACCCCUUCAAAGAGUAUCUUUAUUGAGAAGUGGGCUGUGUGGAAAGGCAGGGGGUCGAGCUGUGGCAAAGCUAAUGAAAGCCUCUCCUGGUCUCGAGUUUCUGGACCUGAGUGGAAACAACGGUUUUGGAGCUGUGUCUCUUGGUGACACUGGUAUUGACCUGAAGGCCUUAGCGGCUGAGAUCCAUAGUUGUUACUCCUUGGUUCAUGUCACUUUGGCCGAUUGCAGCUUGGAAGGGUUUUUGGGAGGCCAACAGCUGGCGUGUUUGCUCUACAAGACUCCGAAUUUGCAGCGCCUGGAUGUACACAGCAACAACAAUUUGGGAUCUACUGGAAUGCUGGCACUGUCCAGUGCUUUGUCCGCAUUGAGGCGUCCACUAAAGCUGACCGGAAUGACGCUGGAAGAUACCGGCCUGGAAGGAGAGGAGGGGGGAGACUCGGCUGGAAUUUUGCUCCACCAAAUCCCCUUCCUGACGAGUUUGAACAUCUCCAACAACCUGUUGCUGCCAGCAGGCCUUCAAGCUCUGGUGAAAACGAUGCCUGAUACCACCUGCAUCUCGAGAUUGGAUGCUUGCAACAUUGGCUUGCCGUGCAAACUUGGCCUGCAGGAGGCCGAUUUUUUCAGACUUCUCCUUGAAAAGUGCCCUGGCUUAAAGCUUGUGGAGAGUGAGGGCCACACUUUUGACGGACCACCACAAUUCAAUGAGAUUUUGUCUCGCAUGGAACUUAUCCGAACACCUGGCGAAGUUCAUGAUCAGAUUGAGCUGCUAGACAUCUCUCAGCUUGUGCUUGAUCAUCCUUUGGUCGCGACAGACUUCAAGCGUUUGACUGGACUGAGCUUGCAACAGCUACAGAAGCUUCGCUCAUUCAACCUCAACAGCCUCAACCACAGUUUUCAUAGCCUUCCAGGAAAUUUGGGUGGCAUAGAGGGAGGAAUUGUUCUUGUCAAGGUCCUGGAUGCAAUGUCAAGUAUCGAGCAUCUGAGCUUCAAUGCUUCUCGCCUAGGUGUUGCAUGGACUCUUGGUGUUGGACAGGUUUUGAUCGAAAGCUUGCGGUCGGAGAGUGGGAUUGGUCGAGAAAGACCGGAUGGGUCCCAGCUGACGAUCCCCAGGAUUCAAUUGACGUCUCUGAAAUCAAUAGAUCUAAGUGAGUGUGGUCUUCAUGCUGAUGCAGGGAGCAUGCUGGCGGAACUGCUCCAGGCCUUACCGGGACUUCGCGGUUUGUCUUUGGCCAGGAACUAUCGGCUCGAAAACGCUGGCGUGCAAGCUUUUGCCAACAGACUCAGAGAAGAAGCACGUGGACAUUCACUGGUCGAAAUUGAUUUGAGUUGUUGCUCCCUUUCUGGUGAGGAGGGCAAGGUUGCAGUCCUUGCAAUGCUCCAGCAUCUUCCGGAGCUAGACGCGCUGGCUGUUUCCAGCAACCCUGGCCUGGGCCCUCAUGUCGCUCCAAUUUUGGAGCAUGUCCUUUGCAACACACAGAUUUCCUCCCUGAGCUUUGGCAGCUGCGGGAUUUCUGCCAAUGUGCGUUUGAACCUGGCGUUGCUCAGGAGUCCUCACCUUACCUCGCUGGACAUGAGUGGAAACACGGAGAUAGGCCCACUUGGGUUGCAAGGUUUCACUUCUCAGUUGCCAAAGAUGAAUUUGCAACGAUUGAACUUGGCUGAUUGUGGCCUAGAGUCUAGGGCAGGUGGAGAUUCAAUAGCUGCCCUAGUGUCUCGAAGCCAAAGCUUGCAGUGACGCCGUGGAUUCCGCUGUAAAACAACUUUUCAGUUCCUUGUCUGAAGUUUUAAAACGAGUUGCUGAACGGCCUA
Molecule: messenger RNA, 2409 nt
Organism: Cladocopium goreaui
Lineage: Eukaryota; Dinophyceae; Suessiales; Symbiodiniaceae
Source: the annotation of a GenBank genome assembly